Zasmidium cellare ATCC 36951 is the source of this 1083-nucleotide messenger RNA. RefSeq lists its product as uncharacterized. Bases 1 to 1083 code for a protein of 360 amino acids. The record is from RefSeq and is a predicted model, not a curated record. Lineage: Eukaryota; Fungi; Ascomycota; Dothideomycetes; Mycosphaerellales; Mycosphaerellaceae. Gene Ontology annotation, molecular function: oxidoreductase activity; zinc ion binding. The transcript is spliced from 4 exons.
AUGGCGACGGAAGAGAUCCCCAAGACGGGCAAGGCGGGCGUGGUCGUGAACGAGGGCCCGGAUUUUCACGUCGAAGUGCAAGAUGUGGAAGUUCCGGAACCGCAGGAGGGACAAUUGCUGCUCAGGCUGAAUUGUACUGGGUUGUGCAUGUCGGAUGUCCACUUCAUGCUCAAUGACUGGGCCGUGCCCCCAAUGUCCCAAUUCGGCACCAAAUGCGCCGGCCACGAAGGCGCCGGCGUCGUCGCCAAAGUCGGGCCCGGCGUGCAAGGCUGGAACGUCGGAGACAGGGCGGGCAUCAAACCCCUCUGGGACGUCUGCCACAACUGCGAGCACUGCUGGGUCGGCAGGGAAAAUUACUGCCAGAAGGGCGUUUAUACGGGCUUGGUGGCUGAGGGCACGUAUCGGCAGUAUGUGCUGUCGCCGGCGAUUUAUACGAGUCGCAUUCCCGAGGGGGUGUCGGAUGAGGUUGCUGGGCCGAUCAUGUGCUCCGCCAGCACCAUGCACCGCGCCCUCGUCGACUCCGGCCUCAAACCCGGCAACUGGGUCGUCUUCCCCGGCGGCGGCGGCGGCGUCGGAAUCCAAGGCGUACAACUCGCCAAAGCAAUGGGCAUGCGGCCCAUCGUAAUCGACAGCGGCCCUGCCAAGCACACCCUCAGCAAAGAAAUGGGCGCCGAAGAAUUCGUCGACUUCAAAGAGCACUCUGACGUCGCGGCGCGCGUCAAAGAGAUCGCCGACGGCAUUGGCGCCCACGGGAUUUUGGUCACGGCGUAUCAGGCGUAUAAGGAUGCGUUUUCGUUUAUUGGCGAUCGGGUGGGCAGUAAGAUUAUGUGUAUUGCGUUGCCGCCUGCGGGCGCGGUGACGUUGGGGACGGAUCCAAAUUUUUUUGUGUUUAAGAAUGUUAGUGUUAUUGGGACUUUGGUGGGGACGAUGCAGGAUACGGCGGCCGCACUAGAGUAUGCGCGACGAGGGCUUUUGAAGGGAAUCUCGGAGGUGAGGGGUUUGUCACGGUUCGAUGAGAGUGUGCAGGCGUUGAGGAGGGGGGAGAUUGCUGGGAGGGUGGUGAUUGAUUUUAACAAGGAGUAG